CCGGGCGGGCUGCGGGGCACACCGGGCGGGAGCGGGCCGUACCGGGCGGGCUGCGAUCGCAGCGGCUGCCGGAGCCAGGUUUGAGGCUCUGAAGGAGGCCACCCCCCAGGCAGCCAUGGCCCCCACACUGGCCACGGCGCACCGGCGGCGCUGGUGGAUGGCGUUCACAGCCAUCAUCGAGAACCUGCUCUUCUCCGCCGUCCUGCUGGGCUGGGGGUCCCUGCUCAUCAUGCUGAAGGCAGAAGGGUUUUAUUCCUACCUGUGCUAUGGGCUAGAGACCACCACCAACAGCUCUGAGGACGAGAACAGCACAGCUUCAGAGCACAAAUGGCCUUCCUGCAAUGCCCAGGAUGAAAUGCUGAACUUGGCCUUCACCAUCGGCUCCUUCCUGCUCAGUGCCAUCACGCUGCCCUUGGGAAUUGUCAUGGACAAGUACGGCCCUCGCAAGCUGCGGCUGCUGGGCAGUGCCUGCUUUGCUGUGUCCUGCGUGAUGAUCGCAUACGGUGCCAGUAACCCAGACUCUCUGUCUGUGCUGAUAUUCAUUGCCCUGGCUCUGAAUGGCUUUGGUGGGAUGUGCAUGACCUUCACAUCGCUCACGCUGCCCAACAUGUUUGGUGACCUUCGUUCCACCUUCAUUGCUCUGAUGAUUGGCUCCUAUGCUUCCUCUGCUGUGACUUUUCCAGGAAUCAAGGUUAUAUAUGACUUUGGGGUCUCCUUCAUCCUUAUUCUGCUUGUCUGGGCAAGCUGUGCAGGACUCGUUUUCCUCAACUGCUUCUUCAACUGGCCCCUGGAGCCUUUCCCAGGACCAGAAGACAUGGACUACUCGGUGAAAAUAAAGUUCAGCUGGCUGGGAUUUGACCACAAAAUCACCGGGAAGCAGUUCUACAAGCAAGUGACGACUGUGGGGCGCCGUCUCAGUGUGGGGAGCUCCAUGAAGGGCCCCAAGGAGCCGGCAGCUUUGCAGGAGAACAACAAGCUCUGUCUGUCUACAGUGGACCUGGAAGUGAAGUGCCAGCCUGACAGUGCAGCUACUCCCUCCUUCAUGAGGAGUGUCUUCAGUCCCAUCCUGUUGCUCAGCCUUAUCACCAUGUGUGUCACUCAGCUGAGGCUCAUCUUCUACAUGGGAGCCAUGAACACCAUCCUGGAGUUUCUGUCUGGAGACGAAAGUCAAGUGGCUCUCUACACUUCCAUUUUUGGGGUCCUGCAGCUGCUGUGCCUGCUGACAGCGCCUGUGAUCGGGUGCAUCAUGGACUGGAGAAUGAAAGAGUGUGAUGAUGGCUCAGAAGAGAAUGAGGAGAGCAACGCUGAGCAAGGUGACAAGAAAAAGAAAAAGCGUGACCGUCAGAUCCAGAAAAUCACCAACGCCACCAAUGCCUUUGUAUUCACGAACUUACUGCUGGUUGGAUUUGGAAUCACCUGUCUUAUUCCUAAUCUACCAUUGCAGAUUCUGUCCUUCAUUUUGCACACAAUUGUGAGAGGAUUCAUCCACUCAGCUGUGGGAGGCCUCUAUGCAGCUGUAUACCCCUCGACUCAGUUUGGCAGCUUGACAGGGCUGCAGUCGUUGAUCAGUGCCCUCUUUGCCCUUCUGCAGCAGCCUCUCUUCAUGGCACUGACAGGACCUUUGAAAGGAGACCCCCUCUGGCUCAAUGUUGGCUUGCUUGGCAUGAGCCUCCUGGGUUUCUGCCUCCCAAUCUACCUGGUCUGCUACAGGCGCAGGCUAGAGAGAGAAAAAAAGCAGAAGAUGGAAGAUGCCAAACUUUUCUUCAAAAUCAAUGGCACUCCCACUGAGGAAGCCUUUGUUUAAACUGGUGCUUCAUGUACAACCUCCCCUGUACAGGUUCCUACCACAUCCGUGGGUUCUACCUGUGGUGUAAGCCAGGACUUUUCUCCCCUGGCUCUGCCGGUCUUUGCUCAUCACUGGAGCGAGGGCUGGACAUCAUGACUGAUAUGCCUCAGAUAUAUGGCAGGAGGAGACUUCCCACUCCUUACUCCAAAACACAGGACACUUUUCCUUUUUAUAAAGGCCAUACAGAUAUUGUGUCUUAAAUUAUCCCCUGAUCACACUCUCCAGCAGCAGAGAGUUUGCAUAGGAAACUGGGGAGAGAAGGAAUAGAGGGAUGGGGGAAGAGGGAAGACAGACCAUAAUUUGAGUUUGCAAAUGUAAUACACUGAAGUCUGUUUUCUCCCCCUCUUCCCCCAGCCUUGGCUGACACAGUCUCGGAUGCAAGCUGCACUCUCCUCCCUCCCCAAGGCUUCAUAAUGGUCUUUCUGCUUGAUGUGUAGCUGGACCCAGUGGUUUUACUGUGUCUCCAGACAUAUCCCUGUUUCUGAGGCAGGGAAGAGGUUUUUAUUCCCAUGUGUAUGAGCACAGCUUCAGUGUGUAUUGCUAAAUGUUGGCUGCUAGCACUGACAGCUCCCAAACCUUUUAUUACUGCAAAUGACACAGACUGUGAGCAAUGGAUCUGCCUUCCACACUGAAAUGAUGAAGAGCCUAUAGUGGACUGCUGGUCCUAGACCAAGCCUUCGGAGGCCUGGAAUUCCUCUUCUUCCCAGUUCACAAAACCAUCUGUAUAUGUUUUAAACUAUCUGCAGUCCUGGAGCCUCUGAGAUAAGAACUGGAUCUUCUUUACCAAUGAAGUGCUUUGAGACUUGUUGCCUUUUGCCUCUUCCCUCCGACAUGACCCUGGGAGGGGAGCAGCAAUGUGUAUUCAGUGAAGUGGAGAAGCUUCUUGAAGCUGAGUUCUGGGGGUUCAGACACCUUGGUGUUCAUGUGCUGUGAGCUGACCUGCUGGUGAAAAGAACCAAGAGUGCAGAACACUCCUUUGUGUCUGGUAACUGGAUCCUGUGGACAUAUGGCAGGGUGAUGUGGUGAUGUCAUUUUUAGCCAUAAGCUUAUUUACCUUGCUAUGAUAAUGGUCACCUAACUGCUGAACACCAGGUUACUGUGACUGACUAAAAUGCUGCCAGUUUGGCUGUUCUAGGAGCCUUCUACAAUGUUGAUGCUCUGUCUGGACAGAGCACAUGGUGACUGAUUGUAUGGUGAAGCUGACUGUCAGAGCAAUACAUGUGGGUAAAGGUGCUCCAGGUCUGUUCACACCAGGGAGUGGAAUACAAAGGGAAUUUUUAACCUGCUUAUUUUUAUAGAGGUUUUCCUUGUCUAAAGCAGACUUUUCUGCCCUUAACCUUCUUGUUGAAGUCGGUAGCUCAGGCUCUGUAGCCCUGUGUUAAGCACUGAACCGAGUGGAGCUGCUGGAAGCAGGACUGUGCAGGGGUGAGGAUGAGCAUCCCCGGUGGGUGUGUGGCACCGACUGCACUGGGCUGAGCUGGUGGCUGCGGGAAGGUUGGGGCAGAAAUAAAACAAUUAUGAAGACCCAGUGGUGGUGUUUUACUACACAGCCUGACAGGGGCUCAGACAUUCACCUUGGCUAUAUCUGGUUGGAAAAGUACAAGCGUUGCUCACUGGCGAUUAGAAACAACACCGUGCUGAGACCUUCCUGUGAGAAAUUACCUGAAAGCUGGUUGUUAACUCCUUCGUUGGGGGUUUGAAGGAGACAGAACCUCAGCCCGGGCAGGGUUUCACCUUUCCUGAAAAGCGCCAGAGCCUCGGCAGCAGGGCCGUGAGCCCCGCGGGUCCCUGGCUGGUGGCGGUGCCAGCGCAGGCGGCCGGGGCCGCUCCGCGGGCCGGCAGCGCCAUCUCGAGUCGCUGCUCCCGCAGGCGGGGCGAUGCUGCUGCGAGCCGCGGUACCUUUUAGUCUAAAGUUACUCCUUUCGGAAGGACUCGCCACUUGAGGAUUUUACACUUUUUUUUUUUUAUUUUUUUUUUUUUUUUUUUUAAUGUGUUGCCUUUAUUAAAUGUGUUUGUUUCAAGACAGCUUUACUGCCUGCUGUCAACACUGUACUCUUCUGGAACUUUUUGUCUUUUGGUGAUGAUUUAGUGACCUUUCCAUCUUUUCUUUGAGCAAUAAUUCAGAUGGCAGAGUUUUGAUUCAUUUUCCUGGUUCCCUGUCUUGUCUCAAGUACGUGUUCAGAGACCCACCAGCAGUGCUACAGCCUGCCUAGAUUGCCAGAGGGCUUUCUGCAGAUUUCUGCAUUUUGUAUUACGAUACUUCUAAAUGGUUUUGAGAAGAGUCCUGUUCUUGCUCAGAGAUAUUUGUGACAUGACAAUGACAGCUAUCAGGUGAGUGAGCCUCCAUCCAUAGUCUCAGUGUCCUAAAGCAUAGUUGGAGGGUUGUUUCAUGUGCUUUACUUCCGGCAUUACUUCCACCUCAGUUUCAGAGUUGAAUGUGAUUGCUUCCACUCUUAAGUCACUUAAAUGCCUGUUACAAAUGUCUCAGCAAAAUAGUGGAAAAGAGAGUGGCAUAUUUUAAUGAAGUCUUAGUGGAGAUGCUGCUGCCUUUUAAUUUAGCUGCACAUACUUCAAAGGACACACUUUUGUUUCUGCCAUCUACCUCCCUGCUUCAGUUCCCAGUUCCUGCCCUUUAUUAGGGCUAUCUUCAAAUCCAGUUUCAUCUGAUAAACUGGUGGAUGUGUGUGCUUCUGUUCAGAAGCUGCUGGUCAGGUGUGAGGAGUAGAGUUCAUGCCCUGGUGGGUACACAGGGAAGUUUUAGCUAUUCAGGGUUGAACAGAUAAAUGAGAUCAUGUUCUCAGGCCAUGAAAAGUCAAACUGUGGGAUUCUUUGCAGAAGAAUUUAGUGGGGAACAAAAGUAUCAACUUUUUUUUAAAAGAGGCUGGUUAAACAAUGCAUCCACUAACUCAGGGAGAUUUUAAGUUGCUGUAAAUGAGAAAGUUAUGCCAAGGAAAGAUACUCGUCUGCAUGUUCUGUCUUGUAAGAAUUGGUCAAAGCUGGAGAAAACACGCUGGGCUAAAGUGAAACACUGGUCUGAUCUAAUGGGGUGAAAUUUAUUCUGACACUUGUGAACCAAACUAAUUUCAAGAGCACUCUAAGAUUUAUCUAUCCAAAACCUGCAUCUGCAUUCACGAUGUGCAAACACUACUGAUUGUGGCAUAACUGCUUUAGAGCUGCACCUCCUGCAGCAGUGGGGUCCUUGGAGGGCAAUAUUCUGCCUUCAGCUUCUUCUGAACAUUGUCUUGCACAGUGCAGAAACACAGCUGGGGUGGUGCCAUCACAUGUGGUUGAUCAGGGGCAGUUUGCCUCAUCCUUUGAUGCUUAGGGAAGUGGAAUUGUGGGUUAUAUACAUUCGGAGUGGAAAACAGCGUUGCUGCUUCCCAGCCGAGUGAUGCAGGACCAAGACAAUUCCUGGUGCGCUCCCUGUGUGCAUGAGCCACCUUGUGGGAAAAAUAAAUGGGCUACCAAAGACUGGAGAGUCACAGCAGUUUGCAUCAAUAAUGCAUUUAUCUGUAUAACUCAAAUACAGGUCAAUGUGUUUAACUGCUUUCAUAAUUCCUUAACGAUUUGUAGGACUUGGGGAUUUUUAUGCCCUUCCUUACCCUCAUCCAUAUGGGAAGUGCAAGGAGGGUGGCCAUGGGAAAGACCUCCAUGGAAGCAACCCCAGCUGAAUGUAAUGAAGCAGAAACCUGAUCUGUGAGUACCUCAGAGUCAAAGGUUGCUGUGUAAAGUGAUUUCACCUUCUGGAGACGCUGCUCCCAGGCUCUACAGCCUCUCACAUGCAUUUAAUAUGCAUUUGUAUUUAAAAAAAAAAAAAAAAGAAAUUCACAGCGUGGGGAAGGGAGGGUGACAGCUUUUUGCUUUCACUAAUCUGCCAGAACCUAAGCCCCGUUGACACAGCCUUUGUAACGCUAAUGCAAUGACACUAUAUCAGAAGUAGCAGAGAAAAUCUGUGCUGUUCUGCUUAAUAGGACACUUAAACUAUGGCAGUCACUGAGUAAAGCUAUAUAUGGAUCCUUGAGAUGAAACUGGACACAGAUGUCUGGAAAAAAAAAAGGGGCAAAUCUUGCUGAGACACCAACUGCAAUGCUGCUACAGCAACUGAAGUGUUCAACUCCCACAGCAAAGCCCAUCCUCUUCAUGCUCUGUCUACAAAGGAAAAUUGCAGGAUAAUGAGAUUUUAACUAAGCCCGUAAAUCACUAAAAUGUUUUCAAGUAGAAUAUUUCCCUCUUGACAGGCUGAUGAAUUUGGAAAAUAUGCUACAAAAUUUAAAGCAGAUACUGUAGGGUAAAAGGAAUGAAAUCUUUACACAUACUUGCUACUCUUUUUUUCCCCCUUUGAGUUUUUUUCUGCAUCUGCAGAGCUUUUUGGUAUUCCCUACACCCCAGUUUAGAAGUGCAAAGUGCUCAUAAUGGCAAAUAGUAUUACAGUAGGAUUCCUGAUGGGAACAGACUGGUUUGGGGUUUUUUUAAUUAAAAAAAAAAAAAAGGUCACUUCUGAAUUAUAAGUCACAAUGUUAUCUUCUCUGGAAUAGCUGAAACAAUGGUGUGUUAUGUAGCUGCAGUCUUACAUGUUAAUUAUAAAGCCCACAGGUCCUUGUUUUCCUCCAUGUGCUGCCAGCCUGUCUGCGCAAUCUGUUUUUUCCAGGUGUCCUGUGCUCCAUGUUGUCAUCCUGCUGCUGUUUGUCACUUCCUUGUGCCUGACCCUUUGUCACCUGCUUUUUAUUCUGGAGACAACCCCCCCUUUUAGAAAACCCCCUCUUUAACCUGCCAGCAUUACCUCUCCCACCUUUUCCUGUCCACAGAAUUUUUUGUAGCGUUUGCCGAAGUCGAAUUGUAAACUCCUUGGGGCAGGCCUGUGUCAUCUUCUCUGUGUUUGUAAGGUGAUGUGCAGUACUAUUUCAAAAUAAAGUGAUAAUAAGUUAA
Messenger RNA from Corvus hawaiiensis (hawaiian crow), 6772 nucleotides. RefSeq names its product solute carrier family 43 member 2 (gene SLC43A2). Bases 116 to 1804 code for a protein of 562 amino acids. NCBI's taxonomy places the organism in Eukaryota, Metazoa, Chordata, Aves, Passeriformes, Corvidae. Gene Ontology annotation, biological process: transmembrane transport; neutral amino acid transport. The record is from RefSeq and is a predicted model, not a curated record. Gene Ontology annotation, molecular function: neutral L-amino acid transmembrane transporter activity; L-amino acid transmembrane transporter activity. The transcript has 14 exons.